UUUUUUUUAAGGGGAGAGGAAUAGAACGCAAAACCAAACAAUAUCAACUCCCCCACCCCCCAAACCAAAAAUCCACUGAACGAGUGUUCAAGAGCUCAGGACUGGAAGAGGAGGAGAAAAGCAGGGCGGAAUCGGGGAGUGGAAAGGGAGAGGAGUUCUGCUGACAAAGCCAUGAGCCCUCUGGGCUGGGGGAUCGUGCUCAGUUGCCUGGGCUGCGCACUCCUGCCUGGAGCCCGCGCGCAGUUCCCCCGGGUCUGCAUGACCGUGGACAGCCUGAUGAGCAAGGAGUGCUGCCCGUCGCUGGGUCCCGAGCCCGACAACAUCUGUGGCUCCCAGGAGGGCCGGGGCCAGUGCAUGGAGGUGCAAGCUGACACCAGGCCCUGGAGUGGUCCUUACGUCCUACGCAACCAGGACGACCGAGAAGGCUGGCCGAGGAAGUUCUUCCACCGGACCUGCCGGUGCACAGGACAUUUUGCUGGCUACAACUGUGGGGGCUGCAAGUUUGGCUGGACCGGCCAUGACUGCAGUCAGAGGAAAGCCCCGGUUAUUCGGAAAAAUCUUCAUUCCUUGACGGCUCAGGAGAGGGAGCAGUUCUUGGAUGCGUUAGACCUCGCAAAGAACACGACGCACCCUGACUACGUGAUCACCACCCAGCACUGGCUCGGCCUGCUGGGGCCCAACGGGACCCAGCCGCAGAUCGCCAACUGCAGCAUAUACGAUUUCUUCGUGUGGCUCCAUUAUUACUCUGUUAGAGAUACGCUAUUAGGACCAGGGCGCCCAUACAAGGCCAUAGACUUCUCACAUCAAGGACCUGCAUUUGUUACCUGGCACCGGUACCAUUUGCUGUGGCUGGAAAGGGAUCUCCAGCAACUUAUCGGCAAUGAGUCCUUUGCUUUGCCCUACUGGAACUUUGCCACCGGGAGGAAUGACUGUGAUGUAUGUACGGACCAACUGCUUGGGGCAGCAAGACAAGAUGAUCCAACUCUAAUUAGUCAGAACUCAAGAUUCUCCAACUGGGAAAUUGUCUGUGAUAGCCUGGAUGACUAUAACCGCCGGGUCACCCUCUGUAAUGGGACCUACGAAGGUCUGUUAAGAAGAAAUCAAGUGGGACUGAACAGUGCAAAACUGCCAACUUUAAAAGACAUACAAGACUGUCUCUCUCUCAAGAAGUUUGACAGCCCCCCUUUCUUCCAGAACUCGACCUUCAGCUUCAGGAAUGCUCUGGAAGGGUUUGAUAAAGCAAACGGCAUCUUGGACUCUCAUGUGAUGAGCCUACAUAACUUGGUUCAUUCCUUCUUGAAUGGGACAAGCGCUUUGCCACAUUCUGCUGCCAACGAUCCUAUUUUUGUGGUGCUCCAUUCCUUUACCGACGCCAUUUUUGAUGCGUGGAUGAAAAGGUCCAAUCCUUCUGUGGACGCGUGGCCUCAGGAGCUGGCGCCGAUCGGUCACAAUCGGAUGUAUCACAUGGUUCCUUUCUUCCCUCCAGUGACUAAUGAGGAAUUCUUUUUAACUGCGGACCAGCUUGGCUACAGCUAUGCUAUCAAUCUGCCAGCAGAAGAAACUCCAGGUUGGACCCCAACCCUCUUGGUGGUCAUGGGAACGCUGGUGGCUUUGGCUGGUGUUUUUGUGGUGCUGUUUUUCCUUCAGUACAGAAGACUCCGAAAAGGCUACACACCCCUAGCAGAGACACAUUUAAGCAACAAGAAGUACACAGAAGAAGCCUAGAGAGCUCGCGCCUUCCCCUGGAGAGGC
Molecule: messenger RNA, 1752 nt
Organism: Lontra canadensis (Northern American river otter)
Lineage: Eukaryota; Metazoa; Chordata; Mammalia; Carnivora; Mustelidae
Gene: DCT
Product: dopachrome tautomerase
Exons: 8
Coding region: 172-1725 (517 amino acids)
Biological process (GO): developmental pigmentation; melanin biosynthetic process from tyrosine; ventricular zone neuroblast division
Cellular component (GO): melanosome
Molecular function (GO): oxidoreductase activity; dopachrome isomerase activity
Source: RefSeq, a predicted model, not a curated record